AAUGACUGCAGUUAUCCGUGGAGAUCCCCAUUUUCCUAAAUCAUCUGUUUUUAGGCUAAGUAUUUGUUUUGUAUAUUCGGAUUUUAUAAGCUAUCCAAAGUGGCCAAAGUUUUGCAGCAUUUUAUUUAAGGUUUUAUUAUCGUCGACGUCUGGCCUACCUCAUAGGUAAUCAAAUGUUGGGAGAAAAGGCACAAGGCGUCCCUUUGAAAGUAAUGGACUACACCUAUGAUGCCGAUUUGGAAGAAUUGUGUCCUGUUUGUGGAGAUAAGGUCUCAGGAUACCACUAUGGACUCCUUACAUGUGAAAGUUGUAAGGGCUUCUUCAAGAGGACAGUCCAGAACAAUAAGAGGUACACUUGUGCAGAAAACCAGGAGUGUAAAAUAGACAAAACACAGCGGAAGAGAUGUCCCUUCUGCCGAUUCCAGAAAUGCCUCAAUGUUGGCAUGAGAUUAGAAGCGGUGCGUGCAGACCGCAUGCGUGGGGGCAGGAAUAAGUUUGGCCCCAUGUACAAGCGGGACAGAGCCAUGAAGCAGCAGAAGAAGGCUUUGAUCCGUUCCACAGGCUUCAAGCUGGAUUCUGCUCCUCUACAGCUCUCGCCUGUACAGACUAACUAUGGCUUCACCGGAACCCUGCACAGCCUCCCCUCCCUCCCCAAAGGCCUUAUGCCCUCCAUCCCAGCCUCCAUCAACCCCACAGACUACGAGGCCAGCCUCUACGGACCCCCCUCCUUGGGGGUGGCCAUGCAACCCCAUGGGCUCCUGCCCACCCAGUACCAGUACACAGCAUUCCCCAGCAGGGCCAUCAAGUCUGAGUACCCUGACCCUUACACAAGCUCCCCAGAGUCUCUGGUGGGGUACCCCUUACCGGACGGGUACCCCUCCGGUGUCUCCCCGCAGCUUCCCAGCCAGCACCCCCUCGUGCUGGAGCUGCUGCGCUGCGACCCAGAUGAGAUGCAGAUGCAGAGUAAGAUCAUGGCCUUCCUGCAGCAGGAGCAGAGUGGCCGGGGCCGACAGGAAAAGCUGAGCACCUUCAGCCUCAUGUGUCGCAUGGCCGACCAGACUCUGUUCUCCAUAGUGGAGUGGGCCAGGAGCUGCAUCUUCUUCAAGGAGCUCAAGGUGGGGGAUCAGAUGAAGCUUCUUCACAACUGUUGGUCUGAGCUGCUGGUUCUGGACCAUGUCUUCAGACAAGUGCAGCACGGGAAGGAGAGCAGCCUGUUGCUGGUUACUGGACAGGAGAUGGAUCUGUCAUCCAUGGGGUCCCAGGCGGGGGUGACUCUUUCAGGCCUGGUCCAAAGAGGACAGGUGCUGGCUGGGAGGCUGCUGACCCUGCAGGUGGACAGGAGAGAGGUUGCCUGCCUUAAGUUCCUCCUUCUCUUCAAUCCCAAUGUAAAGCUGUUGGAGAAUCAAGCAUUUGUGGAGAGUGUUCAGGAGCAGGUGAAUGGGGCUCUGCUGGAAUACACUCUGUGCACCUACCCCCUAUACCUGGACAAGUUCAGCCAGCUGGUGAUGCGUCUGCCAGAGCUGCGAGCCCUCAGCACACAGGCAGAGGACUACCUGUGCUACAAACACCUGAGUGGGGAGGUGCCCUGCAACAACCUGCUCAUCGAGAUGCUGCUUGCCAAGAGGGCCUCUGUAUGAGCACCACGCUACCAUCACUAUACACCAACAGACUGUCUGUGGGACUGACGGUGUGGAAGCCAGACAGGGUUUACGAUUACAGCCCAGAGAGAAUGAUGUGUGUGUUUCUGUGUGUGCGUGUGCAUGCGUGCGUGCGUGAGCAGCCCCUCUGUCCCAGGUGUGUGUAAACAGAAUAUGGACUUGUGUUUUUGGGAGUUCUUUAAAUGUACAUAGAUAACAUUUACAAAGGAAGCUUUGUUAUGAUACUGUACGUAAAUGUAACUUUCACCUUUUGUUGAAUUCAGCAGAGUGAGGUGUUAUAUCAGAGCUAGUGGAGAUAUUUCAGAUUCUUCAGAUGAAAGAGGCACUAGAACACCCGUCAUUCAGAAUUGUCCUAGCCUUUCAAAUAUAGUGUAAACACUACAUUUAUUUGAGCACUUGUUCCUUUGUAAAUUGUCACUUUACCACAAAAAAUAGUUCUGUGAAAAAUAAGUUAUGUUCAAUAUAUAUUUUUUUUCUAUUAGAUAUUGAUAUUCUAAUAUAUUAACUACACGUGUUUACAAGAAUCACAUAAGCACACUCAUAUUCAGUUUAACUCUAGAGUCGAUGUCUUUGCCCCUGCGGAAAUCAAAUUAGCAUAAUACAACAAUCGACAUAAAUACCUGUCAGUUUAAGCUAGAGAUAUAUUUUUUGUUGUUUCAUUGGAUGCGUCUCAAUCCAUCGCAUCCCCCGAUGUCGCACUGCUGCAUCUGCGGUGGAAGGUGACAGAGCUAGAGCGAUGUUUGUCAGACCAUGAGACAUCCCGAAAAUCAGUCUUCUCACAAAAUCACCAUUAUGGAAAGAUGAGACUCUCACAAACACAAACAUGUCGGUUGGUCUGCUCUAGGACACCCACAGGCCUCACAAGACAUGUCUGAAGGUCCCCCGGUACCAGUUGAAAAAAUGUAUGGAAUAUAUGGAGACUGUUUAGUGCCAAAAAUAAGGGGUUAAAUACAUGUAAAAUUUUUUAUAAUAAUUCCUGAUCUUUCUUAUAUCUCUCAGAUGUAGGACAGACACUUCAGAACACUUUUUUUUUGUGGGGGACUAUCUGUUGUUCCAUGUAGUAAAUCUAUUACUCAAUGCUUUUAAGGCCAAAAAUAGCAGUAAGGCCAAAAAUAUUUUGUUCAUCAAAUAAUUGUUAAAUAUUUUUGUUGUGGAUAAUUCAAGGGGUCUUAAACUUCAAAAUCAAAUAGCUAAAUUAUCCUUGGUAUGACCUUCUUAAAACAAUUCCAUAUAACUUAGUAGAACACCCCGGGUGGGUUAAAGACAGUCUGUUACUCCAAUGAGAUAUUUGCUUAAAGUGAUAGAAAGAGAGAGAGAAACAGUGAAGAUGGAAAAUGUGGCACUGAUGUGUGGGACAGAAUGAAAGGAAGCCAUCUUUGUCUGCAGCAAUUUCUUAUUAACAAAUGACUGGAGGAGAGGCCCCAGAAAGAGAAGCCCACAUGUGAGGACAGAAAAAGGAACAACAAAGAAAGAAAUCUCUUAUUAAGUAGACAUGUUAAACAUGAAGCUUUACGGUGUAAAUCCUCUUCUUACCAAAGAGCUGUCUACCCUGGCAACAGAGCCAGGUCAAGGAUAGGGGGUCGUGCACUGUGGAUGUUCUCCAGUCCUUUUGUAGUCACAGAAUGAAUGAAAACAUGCAAUUGGCGAUGUAUGCAAUGUUUGCUUUCCAAGGUAAACGUGAAGGAGAUAUAGGGAAAUCCAAUUGUAUUGAAGUGUAAAGAGAAUAUAGACCAAUCGUACUUGAGAAAUGGCAGUUGAAGUGCAAAACAACAAGUAUCAGAAUUGCAAGGAAUGAGGAACAACAUCAACAACAACAUGUAACACGCACAUAUCUGUAAUUUCAGCACAUAGUGAAGCAACAUGUUUGAAUUGGUCCCUCAUAAAGACAUGGCAGGGUUGGCUCUUUUAACUUCUUCUAGACAAUCAUAACACUUGCCUUAAGAUAACCCUGGCCUGUCUGUGAAUAUAUGGACCAUGGUUUAGUAACUGAUAUGAAUGUCAUUUGUACCUCUCCGCUGUAGUACAUUUGAAUUGGGAAACAUGAGAAGAUUAACACAGUGAGCUAUACCAAGCUCAGAUCUUUCAACAAACAGACGUCUCUGUUUUUAAUUGGUUCUCUUGAUGUUGCUUUUGCUUCUAUUGUGUUUCACCAUAUUCUGUGAGGUCCCAGUCUUAGUUGUUUUUGGUGAUGAGAUCUGUUUAUAGUCCUCAUUCUCAAACUGUCUGUGCUGGUCCACUUUGUUUCCUCUCUCAGCAAUUUGAAUGCUUUUCAAACAGAAACAAUCAAAAUGUUUUUUUUUUUCUUGAAAUAUAUUUUAAUGUAAUAGCAUCAAACCAAUAAAUGCAAUUAAGUAAAGCUCUA
Salmo salar (Atlantic salmon) is the source of this 4020-nucleotide messenger RNA. Its product is annotated as nuclear receptor subfamily 5 group A member 2. NCBI's taxonomy places the organism in Eukaryota, Metazoa, Chordata, Actinopteri, Salmoniformes, Salmonidae. Gene Ontology annotation, molecular function: zinc ion binding; RNA polymerase II cis-regulatory region sequence-specific DNA binding; nuclear receptor activity. Gene Ontology annotation, biological process: regulation of transcription by RNA polymerase II; hormone-mediated signaling pathway; tissue development. The record is from RefSeq and is a predicted model, not a curated record. Gene Ontology annotation, cellular component: RNA polymerase II transcription regulator complex.